Rattus norvegicus (Norway rat) is the source of this 4578-nucleotide messenger RNA. Lineage: Eukaryota; Metazoa; Chordata; Mammalia; Rodentia; Muridae. The record is from RefSeq and is a predicted model, not a curated record.
AUUCCUCGCGGGGAGGCGGCGGCGGCGGCGGCGGCGGCGGCGGCGGCAAGCGAGAAGGGGACAGGGAGAGGUAGUGUGAAGCGCGGAGAGUGGCUGAGAGACCUGAGGGGGAGCUGGGCCCGAGGCCGCCGCCGCCGCCAUGCAGGAAAUAAUCGCCAGCGUGGAUCACAUCAAGUUCGACUUGGAAAUCGCCGUGGAGCAGCAGCUCGGGGCGCAGCCGCUGCCCUUCCCCGGCAUGGAUAAGUCGGGGGCUGCUGUCUGUGAAUUCUUUUUGAAAGCGGCCUGUGGCAAAGGGGGCAUGUGCCCAUUCCGCCACAUUAGUGGCGAGAAGACAGUUGUGUGCAAACACUGGCUGAGAGGACUGUGCAAGAAAGGGGACCAGUGUGAGUUCUUGCACGAAUACGACAUGACCAAGAUGCCAGAGUGCUACUUUUACUCCAAGUUCGGGGAGUGCAGCAACAAGGAGUGCCCCUUCCUGCACAUCGACCCUGAAUCCAAGAUAAAGGACUGCCCUUGGUAUGACCGUGGCUUCUGUAAGCAUGGUCCCCUUUGCAGGCAUCGGCACACCCGGAGAGUCAUUUGUGUGAACUACCUUGUUGGAUUCUGCCCUGAGGGACCAUCAUGUAAAUUCAUGCACCCUCGAUUUGAACUGCCCAUGGGAACCACUGAACAACCCCCACUACCACAGCAGACACAGCCUCCAACAAAGCAGAGAGCCCCGCAGGUCAUUGGGGUCAUGCAGAGUCAAAACAGCAGUGCAGGCAACCGGGGACCCCGGCCGCUGGAGCAAGUCACUUGCUACAAGGUGAGUCCCAGGGGUGGGGUGGGGUGGGGGACAGGGCAGGGUCUUCAGUCGGUGGUCAUCCCCUCACUCCACAGAUGUUGUUUUUGGACAGGAAGAAUGCUUUUUUUAUUGCUGAUUAGGAGAGUAAAGGUAGGCCACGGUGGUGGGCUAGUCGCCAUCCUGCUUCCUACACUGCCCAGACAGCGUGGAGGAAAGUGCGCACAUGCUAUUCAGUGAGCACUGUGCUGUGAAGCGAGUUUUCAAAAAGGGUAGAGUGACGCUCAAAACAGCCAUGUGCACAUCCCAAAGGAACAGGACAAGUCUUUGGGUCCAUGGCCAUAGGAACUGGGUUAGGAACACAUCCUAGCCUGUACAAGAAGGCUCUCGGUGAAUCUCGUGAGAAUUUGUGGUUGCUGGGUACUCCUUACAUGAGUUUGGGCUUACAUUUGCAUCUUUGAUGAGAGCUGAAAAGUUUAAAGCUUGAGGGUGUAGCACUGCCAUCCGACAGGAGCAGGCCCCUCAUACUCUGAGGGAGGGAUGAACUUGUGAUUAAAAAUCACAGAAAUCACGUGUUGGGAAAUGUCCUACAUGGCAAACCAGCAGUGACAUCCAUAGAACUAGACUAGGAGGGCUUGAGACACAGGCAGCUCCAAGGGUCAGGCGAUUGCUGUGCAGUCCUGAAGACUGGUUUGGAUCCCUAGCACCUACAUAAAGGCUAGGUGGGCGUGGCCCAGAUCAUUAAGAGACAAGAUCCCUGGAGCUAAGUAAGCCAAUCAGUGAGUUGUAGGUUCAUUUGAGACCCUGCCUCAGUAGAGAAAAGGGAGACUAUAUCACUUUGGUGCCCCCUGCAUGGACAAUCAAAUAAGCAUGCACACAUACUCACAUGCACACAUACAUAAGCAUGCACACACACUCACAUGUACACACACAUAAGCAUGCACACACUCACAUGUAUACAUAAGCAUGCACACACUCACAUGCACACACACUCACAUGCACACACAUAAGCAUGCACACAAACUCACAUGUAUACAUAAGCAUGCACACACAUGUACACACAUAAGCAUGCUCACACUCACAUGUACACACAUAAGCAUGCUCACACUCACAUGUACACACAUAAGCAUGCUCACACUCACAUGCACACACACUCACAUGCACACACUCACAUGCACACACAUAAGCAUGCACACAAACUCACAUGUAUACAUAAGCAUGCACACACAUGUACACACAUAAGCAUGCACACACACAUGUACACACAAGCAUGCUCACACUCACAUGUACACACAUAAGCAUGCACACUCACAUGCACACACUCACGUGUACACACAUAAGCAUGCACACACAUGUACACACACUCACAUGUACACACACUCAUAUGUACACGCACAUACACAGAGAAAACCCUAGAGGGAACUAGCUACACAAGCAUGCACGUGGACUCCUGGAGCGAGCCUAACUCACACCCUCUUUCUUUCCGCGACUGAGCCUUGCUGGAGGUACGCAGCCUUGCUUUCUGCUUACUGAUGAAUCUCUACAACCGUGCAGGGAAGCCUGCCCUUUCUCAGUGGCUACAUAACCACAGCUUAUUUCACGACAGCGGCUAAGACUGUGUAUGGUUCUGUUCUUAACAGCAGUACUAAUGGGAACAGUCUUGUCUGAUAACCACGGGCACUGCUGUGUGCUAGUGGUUUGAGCUGUAAGAUGCUUGUGUACAUUGUAAGGCAUGGCCUAGGGUAGAGCCACACAACCAGGCAUUGCUGUAUGGCGGAGUUUACAUCCCUAGGGGAAGGGAAGGCAACUGCUUAAAGGAAACUCAAAGUAAAAGAAUGGGUGUGUUCAUGUGUGGAGCUUGGGAGGCAGAGCUUUCCUGGUAAUUUUUCACAGAUGGCAUUCUAAUGCAGCCUAGCUGCCAUCUUGCUCCCAUCUAGCAUUAUGCAGCAGUGUUCUUAUGACACAGCCGCUCAGAUUUGAGACCCUAACAGAUGUAUGUGCCCAGUCCUAGCAGCAGGGCUUCCUGGUUCCUUCUGGUCGUCACACAGCCCAAGGGCUCCCUGGCUGCUGUCUAGACCACUCAUCCACACAUAGUUAGAUCUCUGAGUUCAAGGCCAGCUACUGUCCGGGGCGCGGGGGGGGGGGGGGGGGGGCGUGUGGGAGGGAGAGAGAAAGCUCUCGCAAGUGGGCCAGCCAGCCAGCCAGCCAGCCAGCCAGCCCCCAAGAGCACACACUGGAUGCUGACAGAAUACCACUAUGGAAGCCAGGAUGGAGUUGACACGGGCAUGGGAACCUGAUAGAAAGUUUGUGUUGAGUUGUGGCCCCUUGCAAUCUCCUGUCCAUUUGCUAGACCAAGGCUAUUCAGGCAAGCACUACAGAAAGGGCCAAGUUAAGAUCAGUGAUAGCUGUCAGGUGACACUGCCAGCCCCACCACUCCAGGUUGAAAGAUUAUCAGAUUGCUCUGGCCCUGUGAUCAAAGCCUGCCCUCAGAUAGCUUUGAAAUGUAUGCAAGAUCCAGGAGGGAGGCUUCAGGCAGAGCUUACCCUCUGUGUCCUCAGCAAUAGCUCCCUGAAUUGGGGCAGGAGCCUGGUGGCUUCUGUCCGGUUGGUCCCUCCUGUCUUCUCUAGGAACCCCAGACAUUGGCUCAGAGGUAAGGUGAUUGUCCUGCCCUGUGGAGGGGCAGGUGGGGGAGCUCUUUGGUGCUAUGAAAGCCCCUGUUGGGCAGGCCUGGGCCCAGUGCAGGUGUGGUGGGGCUGGGGAGCUGUUCCGUGUCAGCCUCCUGGCCUCUUCCCAGCUUCCUCACAGGCUGCUAUUUGGUGGGCACUGCUUUAGUUAACAUAAACGCUCAUGCUUUUUUCUAUUCCCUCCCCUCCUGUUCCCAGUGUGGUGAAAAAGGACACUACGCCAACAGAUGCACCAAAGGGCACUUGGCCUUUCUCAGUGGACAGUGACAGCAGCAACAGCAGCAGCUGGCAUCACUGUGGAGCAGCCUGAGGGCCCGCUGUUGGGAGCAUGCACUUAGCUGCUGAAUGUAGGACUGGCAGGACUCCGGCUGGAGCUGCAGGCAUACCUGUCAGGGCUCACUCCGAGGGCCAUGUCUGUCCUUUGGUUUUGCUAUAAUUUUUUAAAAGAAGGACCAUGUGCUUCAGGUGGGUCCCCUGAGCCAGAGUUUGCCUGGACAUCAGUGCCUCGUUUUUUAUUUUAUGAGUUAUUUUUCUGGACUUCCUGCACAGUGCCCUGUUGGGGAGAGAGAAGCUGGGAGGCCUAUGCGUGGUCCUGGGUGGAAGACAGCUGGCCAUUCCCCUCAGGGCCUCAUUGAAACACCAGCACCUAAAGAGGAUGGGUGGGUCAUGUGGGGCUGUGGCCGGGUCAGCCUGCUUUCUCCAUGUCCUGCUGACGUCUGAAGCUGUGCCUAUGAAUGUGAUUUGAACAAGGGAGCCCUUCCUGACAAACGUGGAGCACCCUCUGCCUGGCCUGGCCCUCACUGUGGGAGAGGCGCCAGGCUCCCCAGGCUGAGCUGCUUUUCUGGGCUUGCUUGUGGGGCACCUAUGUGACAGUGCUUCAUUCAAGUGCCCCUUUGGCCAGUGCUGGAGACCACCUUUAAAUAGCUGACCCAGUUGAUCUGCGCCUACCUCCUGCCCAGCAAGCUCCAUGCUGCCACUCAGACACCUGUGGCAUGCAGAGGCCGCCCAUCCUUGAGCCUAGAAAAUGUGAACCCAUCACCUGCAACCUGCUGGGCAAGUGGGCCUAUCCAAGUUCAGUUAUGAGAAUACUUUGAUUAAAAAGCUUGUUUUUAA